Messenger RNA from Durusdinium trenchii, 541 nucleotides. Lineage: Eukaryota; Dinophyceae; Suessiales; Symbiodiniaceae. The record is from the annotation of a GenBank genome assembly.
GAUCUUUUUGGAGCUGGGCAUUCGGGGCAGCUUUGUUCCAUUCCAAGCGAUUGAAGAGCAAGUGUGCGAGCACUAUGACAUCUUCGAGCGGAAGACGACUCCAUUAUCCAUUGCGGUUGCGCGUCCACCCUCGGGAGUUGCUCAGAAGAUUUACCAUUUGGUCCGCGAUGGGAACUAUGUAGACAUCAAGUCCUUCCAGGGAGAAUUUGUAACCAGGGUGAAAUAUCACGGGAGUGCACAGGUUCAAGACUUCUUGAUGUGCUGCAUGGACGCUGUGGACGACACCGUCCCUCCCAUCGAUCGACGAAACCAGAUGCGUUUUGUGGUGAACGGUACACACUUCAUCUCAAAUGGUGAGUGGCGUGAUGAGGUUUCAAAAUGUUUUUCGCCAAUGAGUGAGGAGGCUGUGCCUAAGGCAGCGCCCAAAUCCUCCAAGGCAGCGCCCAAGAAAUCUCCCAAGCCGGCGCCCAAGAAGUCCUCGAAAAAGAGACCGGCUGCUAAUCAGAGCCAUGGUGUCAAAAAGAGGCCAGCCAUGAGCUGA